Molecule: messenger RNA, 4252 nt
Organism: Apis mellifera (honey bee)
Lineage: Eukaryota; Metazoa; Arthropoda; Insecta; Hymenoptera; Apidae
Gene: Pgant5
Product: polypeptide N-acetylgalactosaminyltransferase 5
Exons: 8
Coding region: 1220-3040 (606 amino acids)
Cellular component (GO): Golgi apparatus
Source: RefSeq, a predicted model, not a curated record
UGUAAGUAAUACUGAAAUGAAUAAAACGUAAUAAUUCUAGGAUAAUAUUACAGUGAAAAGUUACAAUAAGUACUGAAUAACACGAAACUUGAGUUGCAAGGAAGAUAAAAUAGCAUCAUAAGAAAUUGCGACGAACUUUGAAGCAACAUUUGAAUCAAAAUCUUUCGUAUAAAAAAAAAAUUAAAGCGACGAUCGAACAACAUACGAUACAAUUGCACCAUAUUGCACAAUGAAGUUUAAUAAAAAUAUCUUUAAAAUAAUUCAAUUUAUAAUACUUAACAAAUACAUCGAAAAAAAAUAUUUUCAAUUCCAAUUAAAUAUAUUACAUAAUAUCCGUGUGUACAAGCCAAGAAACGAAUGGAAACGAAUCGAUAAUGGUAAACAGUCUCCAUAUAUUAUGCAUCUGAUAAAAUAAACGGUCUCGCGUGACUUCCGGCUCGAUUGUACUGUACAAGAGCUCUUAUACAAGUAGAAACAACGUUUAGACUGACUUACAGAAUGGCUGAAAACAAAUAGAUAUGCGGCAAACCAAAUUAUUUACGUAAUAUGUUGAAAUAUUUAUCGAGAAAAGACUACGUAUGCAGAGUUAAGAAUAUAUUUCGCCCAUUUUGCCGCAAAACCGAUGAUGAUACCGUUUGAGGAUGAAUUUCAAGCUCGUUUAAGAGGGUUGAGCUUGCUGGAAGGAUUAGUCUCGCGAGGGUCGAAGUUUGUUUGGGUUUGGCGGCUUGUACAAAAGGGAAGGAGGUGGUAAAGGAGUUGUUGCAUUGUAUCGUGAGAUUCCGAUACGUCGAUACAGAUGUUUUGGUUCGUGCAAGACAACCAACUAUGAUCAAAGGAUUAAGCGAGGAAAUUAUAUCGAAAGUGAAUUUGUUGUCAGCUUAAACGAAUCAUUGGUUUGAAUGGAGAUUUUUUAAAAUUAGUAUAGCGAUAUUUAUGAAAAUUAUUGCACGAUGAAAUUCACUAAUGUUGUUUAAGACGAUUGAAUUAAAUAAAAUUUAAAAAAGAUCACGGAAGUCUCGGUCGACGUAGUCAUGUAAAUUCAGUGGUCCACAAGAGCACAGUGGCGGCUGAUCUCCUCUUCAGACUCGGGUAGCCGAACGGUUAGUUAAACGGCCGGGUCCCAGAAUACGGCCUGGUCUAACAGGAAGCUCGUCGCGCCUCCAACCGCGAAGGAUCGGGUGAUGAGCUCAGGAUACCAGGCGACCGGCCCCAUCACAACAUGUUCCGUUCCAAGAUUCGCAUUCACACGUGUCAAGUGAUACUGCUCACGUCCCUGGUAUGGUUCCUGGUGGACGUGAUGGUGCUGAUGCUCUAUUCGGAUUGCAUCGGAGGAUCCGGAUGGGGUUGCACGGAGAACGGGAAGCAGCAACAAUCUCUCACCGAGGAAAGUUUGCCCCAUUCGAAGAUUGAUUUAAAAGAAGAGGAACAGAUCCAGCCGGUUGGCCAGCAGAGUAGUAAGAAACGGUACAAACAACCGGAACUGCAUUUGUGGAGGCCAGCUAGGGUAGUUAGGGAUAACAAAGGGAUACCCGGCGAGAUGGGCGCGGCGGUGCACAUCUCGCCGGAAGAUGAAGCAAGGCAGCAGGAGCUCUUUAAAUUGAAUCAGUUCAAUUUGAUGGCGAGCGACAUGAUAUCGUUGAAUCGGUCCCUCAAGGACAUAAGGUUGGACGGAUGCAAGACGAAGAAGUACAGCAAGUACCUGCCGGAUACUAGUAUCGUGAUAGUAUUCCACAACGAAGCGUGGAGCACCCUGUUGAGGACCGUUUGGUCUGUCAUUAAUCGGUCUCCGCGCACGUUGCUCAAGGAGAUCAUAUUGGUAGAUGAUAAGAGCGAGCAAGAUCACUUGAAGCAAGACCUAGAGGACUAUGUAAAAACGUUACCAGUCCCUACAUAUGUAUACCGUACUGAGAAGAGAUCGGGUCUAAUCAGAGCCAGACUGCUUGGGGCGAAACAUGUGAAGGGGCAAGUUAUAACGUUUUUGGACGCUCAUUGCGAAUGCACAGAGGGUUGGCUGGAACCUUUGUUGUCUAGAAUCGCUGAAGACAGAACCACUGUUGUCUGUCCCAUCAUUGAUGUGAUUAGCGAUGAUACUUUCGAGUACAUUCCAGCCAGCGAUAUGACGUGGGGUGGUUUCAAUUGGAAACUGAAUUUUAGAUGGUAUAGAGUGGCGCAAAGAGAAAUGGACAGAAGAUUAGGAGAUAGGACAGCUCCUCUAAGAACACCAACAAUGGCCGGCGGAUUAUUUUCUAUUGACAAAGAGUAUUUUUAUGAAUUGGGAGCGUACGACGAGGGCAUGGAUAUUUGGGGCGGUGAAAACCUCGAAAUGAGCUUCCGGGUAUGGCAAUGCGGUGGGACGUUAGAAAUCAGUCCAUGUUCUCAUGUUGGACAUGUGUUCCGAGACAAGAGUCCGUAUACAUUCCCUGGUGGUGUCAGCAAAGUAGUUCUACACAAUGCGGCUAGGGUGGCCGAAGUCUGGAUGGAUGAGUGGAGAGAUUUUUACUAUGCCAUGAAUCCAGGAGCUCGAAAUGUAGCUGUUGGAGAUGUAUCUGAAAGAAUUAAGUUAAGAGAACGUCUUAAAUGUAAAAGCUUUAGAUGGUACUUGGAAAAUAUUUAUCCUGAAUCUCCAAUGCCACUGGAUUAUUAUUAUUUGGGUGAUGUACAAAAUGUUGACACACAAACUUGUUUGGAUACAAUGGGUAGAAGAACAGGUGAAAAUGUUGGAAUUAGUUAUUGUCAUGGAUUAGGUGGUAAUCAAGUGUUUGCUUAUACUAAACGACAGCAAAUUAUGUCUGAUGAUAUGUGCCUUGAUGCAGCUAGUCCCCAAGGUCCUGUCAAAAUAGUACGAUGUCAUGGUAUGGGUGGAAAUCAAGCAUGGGUUUAUAAUGAAGAGACGAAAAUGAUUAAACACACUAAUAUAGGACACUGUUUAUCGAAGCCUCGUUCGAACGAUGCAAUGCAACCUGUUUUAGCACCUUGUGAUCCGCAUAACAUUGGUCAAAAAUGGACCAUGCGUAGUAAAUUCAAAUGGCAAGCCAGCUAAUAUGAGGUGUUUCUAAGUGCAACAUUUAUAUGUAAUACUUGUUGAUCUAUUUAAUAUUAAUUCAAGAACUGAUAUUCAAGAAACUUCCGUAUUUUGAGGAACCAAGGAAAAGACUAGUAUUAUACUCCGUAAACAAUACAGUAUCAUGUUUUGUCGACUUAUAAAUAUCAGCGGAGUUAAUAGUGAUUGUAAACGAAAAACUGAGAGAUUGAAGUUAAUGCUUUUUAGUUACAUAGGAUUUAUUUACUGUUACUAGCAGUAUUGUGUAUUUACUGCCAUUUUUCAUGGUAUGCCUUGAUUAAUAAUGCACAAGUGUUAAAAGAAAAAAACUAUUCCAAUUGUGCGUGCGUACAAGUGAUACGAAAAGAGACGUAUAUGAACAUUCUUUUUUUAUUUUUUUUUUAAAGUAAACAGUAAAGAGGAAAGCAUAUCAGACCACUGUUAUAAAUAAAUAAUUGUUAAUACAAAAAAAAGAGACAUAUUUGAUAAUAUGGGAUGAGUGCAAUGCUGGAUGACUGGAAGAUAUAUCAGUGCAUUGAAACACAGAUAUAUUAAUGAUAUAAAUGUAAUACAUUACCAUAGAGAGUGAAUGUUGAAUUGCAAGUGGUAUUAUUGUGACAUUAUCGAUUACGAUUUAGAACUUGUAUUGUACAAUUUUUGUAGCAAUUAGGGAAGAGCACUGAAUCUUUUUAUACUGAUAUUUCUAACAGUUCCUUGUUGCAUCUCGUUCAUAUGAUUUAGUUGUUAUUUUCUUUUUAUUCGUUUAAAUGGAUGAAUGUACUUAUACCUGGAUUCGCCAUAGCAAUAUGAGAUUAACAAAAUAUCGUUUAAGCAUAUAAGAAAACUAUCGACUGUUAUUCACUGUACUGUUAUAUUUUAAAUAUUUUCUUAAAUUCAAGACAAAAAAUGUCUUCCGUAUUUUCUUAACAAAAAAAAAAGCUAAAAGAUAUUUUUAUGAUAUUCCUAGUAUCUUAUAUAGUUAUAAUUCUUCAUAGAUUCAGGCCCUUUUUGCUUUUUACACAUUUGAAGCGUGUCGAAAAUAUAGAGUGCAAUAUCCUUGUUAAAUAAGAAACUAUGGAAACAACUUCCUAAUGUAACUAAUGUAAAAAUAAUUAUAUAAUGUAAUAAUUGUUAUCAGAUUCUGGCGCCCUUCCCUUACAUCAUUAUAAAUUAAGAUUAAAUAUCUUUCAUAUUUCAAAAAAAAAAAAAAAA